AUGGAGGCUGUGCGAAGGCUCAUCCCUUUGGCCCUUCUCAUUGUGCCGUGUCUGGCCGAGUUGAAUUCGACUGAGCCUGAAGGCAAAUCAAGCUGCAGUGCCAGCCUGGGGGGCUCCAACGUGGCAGAGACCCACAGAGCCCUGAUCCUACAGCUCAAUCCCAGUGAGGACUGCACCUGGACACUAGAAAGACCAGAAAACAAAAGCAUCAGAAUCAUCUUUUCGAACUUGCAGCUUGAUCCAGAUGGAAGUUGUGAAAGUGAAAACAUUCAAGUUUUUGAUGGGAACUCUACUAAGGGGUCUCUGCUAGGGAAAGUGUGCAGUAAAAAUGACUACAUUCCUGUAUUUGAAUCAUCAUUCGAUACAUUGACGGUUCAAAUAGUCACCGACGCUGCAAGAAUUCAAAGAAGUGUUUUCAUUUUCUACUACUACUUCUCUUCUGACACCUCUAUUCCGAACUGUGGGGGUUAUCUGGACACUUUGGAAGGUUCCUUCACCAGCCCCAAUUACCCAAAACCACACCCUGAGCUGGCCUAUUGUGUGUGGCACAUUCAAGUGGAGAAAGGUUACAAGAUAAAAUUAAACUUCAAAGAGAUUUUCCUAGAAGUGGACGAGCACUGCAGAUUUGAUUUUGUUGCUGUCUAUGACGGCUCCUCCACCACCUCUGGCCUGAUUGCACAAGUGUGUGGCCUUGUGAAGCCCACCUUCGAAUCCUCAUCAGACUCGUUGACUGUCGUGCUGUCUACGGAUUACGCCAACUCCUACCGGGGCUUUUCUGCUUCCUACACUUCGAUUUAUAUGGAAAAUGUCAACACUACAUCUUUAACUUGCUCCUCUGACAGGAUGAGAGUUAUUAUAAAUAAAUCCUACCUGGAAUCACUUAAAUACAAUGAGAGUAACUUACAACUAAAUGACCCAACUUGCAGACCAAAAGUAUCAAAUGUGGUGGAUUUUUCUAUCCCUCUUGAUGGAUGUGGUACAAUCAAAAAGGUAGAAGGUCCUUCAAUUACUUACACGAAUAGAAUCACCUCUAUUCCAUCCCUAACUUCUGAAUUGAUCACCCGUAAGAAACAUCUCCAGAUUGUUGUGAAGUGUGAAAUGGAAUAUAAUUCUACUGUGGAGAUAAUGUACAUAACAGAAGAUGACAUAAUACAAAAUCAAAAUGUGCUGGGCAGAUAUAACACAAGCAUGGCUCUUUAUGAAUCCAAUUCAUUUGAAAAGCCUAUACUGGAGUCACCAUACUAUGCGGAUUUGAAUCAAACUCUUUUUGUUCAAGUCAGUCUACACACCUCAGAUCCAAAUUUGGUGGUGUUUCUUGAUACCUGUAUCACCUCUCCCACGUCUGACUUUGCAUCUCCAACCUAUGACCUAGUCAAGAAUGGAUGUACUCGAGAUGAGACUUGUGAGGUAUAUCCCUUAUCUAGACACUAUGCAAGAUUCCAGUUUAAUGCCUUUAAAUUUUUGAGAACUCUGAGCUCCGUGUAUCUACAAUGUGAGGUUUUGAUAUGUGAUAGUAGCGACCAACAGUCUCGCUGCCAACAAGGCUGUGUCUCUAGAAGGAAGCGAGACAUUUCUUCAUACAAAUGGAAGGCUAAUUCCAUCGUAGGACCCAUUCGUCUGAAAAGGGAUCGAAGUGCAAGUGGAAAUUCAGGACUUUGGUAUCAAAUACAUCAAGAAGAAACUCAGAAUCAACCUUUCAACAGCCUGUAUCUAUGUUCAUUCAUGGUCCUUGCUCUGAAUGUUGUGAUUGUGGCUACAGUCAUAGCAAGGCAUUUUGUGCAUCAGAGAACAGACUACAAAUACCAGAAGCUGAGGAACUAUUAAAUUAAGGGUUCAGCCUUAAGUGAGACACAUUUCUCCUGAGUGCCGGAGGAAUGCCACCUAAUGGCUAUAUGCAUUUUGAAUAAAGUAGGGAGCAUCUCAUCAAAGUGAUGUACAGGUCCUCAUGUCAUUGUGGUCAGAGUGUGUUUCCUUGCAGGACAACUGAAAUGAACAGACAUUACGUAAG
Molecule: messenger RNA, 2008 nt
Organism: Diceros bicornis minor
Lineage: Eukaryota; Metazoa; Chordata; Mammalia; Perissodactyla; Rhinocerotidae
Gene: CUZD1
Product: CUB and zona pellucida like domains 1
Exons: 9
Coding region: 1-1824 (607 amino acids)
Cellular component (GO): cell surface
Source: RefSeq, a predicted model, not a curated record